Rhododendron vialii is the source of this 1081-nucleotide messenger RNA. RefSeq lists its product as uncharacterized. The record is from RefSeq and is a predicted model, not a curated record. The coding region runs from base 113 to 769 and encodes 218 amino acids. NCBI's taxonomy places the organism in Eukaryota, Viridiplantae, Streptophyta, Magnoliopsida, Ericales, Ericaceae. Gene Ontology annotation, biological process: 'de novo' cotranslational protein folding; protein transport; protein unfolding. The transcript has 8 exons. Gene Ontology annotation, molecular function: ribosome binding; peptidyl-prolyl cis-trans isomerase activity; protein folding chaperone.
GCUCAGGCUUCUUUGCUAGUUUUACGAAGAGAUGAGGACCUCUCUGUUUGAGAGACUGUAAUUCACUCCCUCCUCCUUCCCCGGGAGCUCAAGUCGUUUCCUUCAAGAAAGCAUGGCGACUAUCAAGAUGAUGCCUCAGUUUCACUGUUCCAAUGUUGCCUUUAGAAGCCUGCAGAAGCAUGUUCAACUCGAAACUAGUCAUAAUGCAACCAGAAUCAAUUUAUGUUCUGCACAGCACUAUGCACAUGGGAGACUAAUAAACAUCUGUAGCUCGUCGAGAAGAAGUCUUAAACAUUUGAAGCCAAAAUCUGCGGCUGGUUCAGGUGUUGAGGUCUCUACUGAUUCAAAGGACAAUGCGAUAACCAUAUCUACUGCCAAAAUAAUGGUGGAGUCUGAAGAUUUUGAUAAUAUACAACUAAGAGUGGACUUGACUGGGAAGGAGACACAAAGAGUGUUUGACCAGGUUUUGAAAAAUUUGGCCCGUUCAGCACCUCCAUUCCCAGGUCUUCGAAAACUAAAAGGAGGAAAAACUUCAGAGAUUCCAAAGAGCUUCCUGUUUGAUGUCUUUGGUAAAGACACCGUCACGGAGUUUGUCGUGAACGAAAUAGUUACUUCAACCAUGUGUGAUUAUGUGAAGAAGGAAAAACUGAAGGUGAAGGACUCGAAGGUCAAUACCAUCCAGACUGCAGAAGAACUCAAAUCGUCUUUCGCUCCGGGAAAAGAAUUUGGUUUCAAUGUCACGCUGGAGCUCGAAAAUUUUUUAAGUUGAAACCAGCAGUUCAUGAUCAUCUGAAGCGUGAAGGAUAUAUCCUUCGGGCUCUUGAUCGGUCGAUUGCUCUUGUUAAUUCUUCUAUUUCUCUUGUUAAUUGCAUUUGCUCAUCCAAUGAUUCUAUCCAGUAGCCAAGUAAUACGAAAGAGGGUACCAACAUGCACAUACUUUAAGUGUAUGUCCUAAUUUUUUUUUCUUUUUGUUUUCAAGGUAUAUUUGACAAGGACUGAAGAUCCAUUUUCUAAUUACUAUUGUUGGAGUAAGAUCAACUUUUUUUCUCAUAAUAAAAAAAAAGGUAUCAACUGAAUUGCA